GGUUGAUCGUCCAAUCAACGUCGAUGCUACUUGCGGGCCUGAAUCCCACUUCAACCUUCUGUUCUGUGGAGGGGCACCUUCAAGUGGCUCCACGGUGCACCGGUAGCGGCUUCCUGAUCUACUGAGAACACGCCAGAAGAACAUUUCAUUGCAGGCAUAAUGUCGUUCCUGACAGUCAGCAGGCUAGCGCCUAAGAUCCUCAAUUCAAAGAAUGCCACCUACUUUAUUACAGCUGCCAGAAACGCCAGCGCCUCUACAACAAAUCUGAAGGAUGUUUUGUCCGACCUGAUUCCUAAAGAACAGAGCAGGAUCAAAAACUUUAAGCAGCAGUAUGGAAAAACCAACAUAGGGCAGAUUACUGUGGACAUGGUGUAUGGUGGUAUGAGGGGGAUGAAGGGUCUAGUUUAUGAGACCUCCGUGCUGGAUCCUGAUGAGGGUAUCCGCUUCCGAGGCUACAGCAUCCCAGAGUGUCAGAAGUUAUUGCCCAAAGCUGAAGGAGGUGAGGAGCCUCUGCCUGAGGGUCUCUACUGGCUGCUGGUCACAGGACAGGUGCCUACUGAGGAGCAGGUGAACUGGGUGUCAAAAGAGUGGGCAAAGAGAGCGGCGCUCCCCUCACACGUCGUCACCAUGUUGGACAACUUCCCCACAAAUCUCCACCCCAUGUCUCAGUUUAGCGCCGCUAUCACGGCCCUUAACAGCGAGAGCAGCUUUGCACGCGCCUACUCUGAGGGUGUGCACAAGUCGAAGUACUGGGAGUAUGCCUAUGAAGACUCCAUGGACCUGAUUGCCAAGCUGCCGUGCAUCGCAGCCAAGAUCUACCGCAACUUGUACCGUGAAGGCAGCAGCAUCGGAGCCAUCGACUCCAACUUGGACUGGUCUCACAAUUUUACCAACAUGCUGGGCUACAGCGACACCCAGUUCACCGAGCUUAUGAGACUCUACCUCACUAUCCACAGUGACCAUGAAGGAGGCAACGUCAGCGCGCACACCAGCCACUUGGUGGGCAGUGCCCUAUCUGACCCUUACUUGUCCUUCAGUGCAGCCAUGAAUGGUCUAGCUGGUCCACUUCAUGGCCUGGCAAACCAGGAGGUUCUGGUAUGGUUGACCGCACUGCAGAAGGAGCUGGGAGGGGAAGUGUCUGAUGAGAAGAUGAGGGAUUACAUCUGGAACACGCUCAAGUCGGGAAGGGUGGUGCCAGGCUACGGUCACGCCGUCCUGAGAAAGACGGACCCGCGUUACACCUGCCAGCGUGAGUUUGCCCUCAAGCACUUGCCCAACGACCCCAUGUUCAAGAUGGUGGCUCAGCUCUACAAGAUUGUUCCUGAUGUGCUGCUGGAGCAGGGCAAGGCCAAGAACCCCUGGCCCAAUGUGGACGCCCACAGCGGCGUUCUGCUGCAGUACUACGGAAUGACCGAGAUGAACUACUAUACAGUGCUGUUCGGCGUAUCUCGGGCUCUCGGCGUGCUGGCCCAGCUGGUGUGGAGUCGAGCCCUGGGAUUCCCCCUGGAGCGCCCCAAGUCCAUGAGCACAGAGGGACUCAUGUCUCUGGUGGGCGCCAAGUCGGGUUGAUCCUUGAGCGCGAAAAGAGGGUUAGUGAUGGAAGGAGGUGGCGGUAUGGCGGAUUGGGAUGAGGUGACCACCCCCCCGUGACCCUGUCCACUCCUGCAAUUCCACAGGAUUUAAAAAGACAAUAUGCUUUUAAUGUCGUUACCCCCAAAAAGACCCUCCUUGCCACUGCAACUUGGCCUGUCAUCUCCUCUGGGGGGUGAAAGUUUCAAACACAUACACACAGACUCACACCCACCUUUUUUUUUUUUUUUUUUUCUUUAAGGGUAAGCUCGCGAAUCCUCGCUAUGGAUCGAGCGCUUGACACUCAAAGGGAAUUUUGGGAGUGAAUUGCACUUCCUUUGUUAUUGUUUCAGCGGCAAAAGCCGCCACGGUUCCCCCGGCAAUCGAUUGACACGCUUUGGUUUCUUCUAUGCAUUUCCUCCCUGCCCCGAUCCCGUCGAUGACAACGUUUCACUCCCGUUCAUGAGCACUCCAGUUUUUACCAUUAUCACCGCGAUAAAGCUGUUUCAAAAAAUAUAUAUAAAAUAAAUAAAAAAAAUAGAGGAAAAAGAUACUGCUACUUUUGAUCUUAAGCUUUCUUCUUUUAGUUGCUGGCCUUUUUUUUUUUUUUAAAUUCCCUCUGUGGUCAAAAUAACUGUCCCGUCUCGGUUGAUGCUCGGCACUACUUUUGACCUGACUGACAGCGGUGGGCCCGUAGGCGGCUUCUGGUCAACCCCGAGAGCAAGCUUGAAUCCCGAGUGCGCCCGGUCCUCGUAGUUCCUUACGUCCGUUCACGUUUUGUUUUGUUUUUUUGUGUCCACACAAAAGCGCUUCGUCAACAUCGACCGCUCCAAAAUGUGUCGACCUCGUCCCGCCACGGCUCUCUCGCUUGAUUUGUGUUCCUGCUCCCUGAGCUUCGUGGCGUCGAAUAUGUAUUGAACUAUCAUGGCUGGGUCAUCUCGUGGUUUUAUUUAUACUUUGUGUAUAUGUUUUAUAUAUAUGUAUAAGUUCUGCUCGUAACAACGACACUGAGUACCAACUAUGUUGUAGUUCAUUCUUUCUGAUAGAAAUUGCAGCUAUCUUGUACAUAAGUGUUUUUUUAGGAGGGGGGGGAGCUUCAUUUCCCCCCCCCCAGAUUUUUUUCAAGCUUGCUCUUAAAAUCUGGCGUCAAAUAGCCCCACCCGCCUAUGACUUUGUGUCAACACUCCAUUUUUGCUCCUCAACAUCUUCUCCCCCCCCCCCCCCUUCCCGUCUAUCGUCUUGCUGCGUUUAUUUUGAUUGUAGAGGAACAGGUCGUGAGAAUGAAAUGUAAGGUGUGAUCAUCAGACAUGCUUCGGGGGGCUGGAUGGGUCGGACAGGGCAAGAAAUACUGGAAAACCUAACCCAAAAAAAUUAAAAAUAAAGGUUUUUAAUAACA
Messenger RNA from Syngnathoides biaculeatus (alligator pipefish), 2965 nucleotides. It is a transcript of the gene cs, whose product is annotated as citrate synthase. The record is from RefSeq and is a predicted model, not a curated record. Gene Ontology annotation, biological process: carbohydrate metabolic process; tricarboxylic acid cycle; citrate metabolic process. NCBI's taxonomy places the organism in Eukaryota, Metazoa, Chordata, Actinopteri, Syngnathiformes, Syngnathidae. Gene Ontology annotation, cellular component: mitochondrial matrix. The transcript is spliced from 11 exons. The coding region runs from base 160 to 1569 and encodes 469 amino acids.